Messenger RNA from Porites lobata, 27282 nucleotides. Lineage: Eukaryota; Metazoa; Cnidaria; Anthozoa; Scleractinia; Poritidae. The record is from the annotation of a GenBank genome assembly.
GUCCUGGACUUUGUCAAAAAAGUCAACUGCACUUACACGUACGGCGUCUUCACUCGCUUGGAUGAGUUCACAGGAUGCUAUGAAUCUGAUGAUCAAAAAGAAAUAAAGAGCCGUUAUACUGAAGACUUCCAGAAGGCGUUGUCGGAGGGUGGGAAGGUAGAGGGAGCAGUUUUUUUCGUUGACAGUCAGGCUAUAGAAAAUGAGGUAAUAUUACAUUAAAAAGUUACCAAUUUUACUUUAAAGGCUAUGGAUAAUCAUUAUUUAAAAAACAAUCAACGAUUCACAUCUAUAAUUAUACGCUAGACCAAGAAAAUAACGUAUUCAACCAAUCUAGAUCUAUCUAGAUGGCUGUUGCAAUAAUCAAGCUUUCCUUCUUCUGCAAAGCUCAAGUUUUAGCAACUUUCUCUUAAUAUUCUAGUUUAGUAAAUCGAAAAAUGUCUCAUUUCCUAGAAUAUAAUUACCUCUUUUUGUAGAUCCCGGGUAAAAAUGUAAUGAUCGCCGUGCCCCCUUCCCGAAGUCAUUGAUUAGGCUGAUCAGGCCUUCCUGCUCCUAAACUAGCCAACAGGCUCAGAUGUCUUCAGUUAUCAUUGAAAAGUAUUUAUUUAUUUUUUUAUUUAUUUAUCCAUCUGACCACUACGACACACGCAAAGUUUUUGCGCCCUUUUAUGCAGUGUUACUUGAGCCAGUUUUUUCCUAUUUUUUAUAAUCUAGCCGAUUUUUUGAAAAUCAACAGCUAACGAACUUUACAGUCAUUUUCCUGAAAAGGCGUCAAAAGGCACUGUUUUUUUAAACCCCACAAGCUCCAAAAUAACAAUAACGAAGGAAAAGAAAGGGCGAUGAGGAACAGGACGAGACGAGAAAAAAGCAAUGGCUGCACCCUUGUUGGACGGAAAAGGUCCAUUUGGCGUAAAGUUGUCAAAAAUCCGGCUAUAGAUAUAUGAGGGUCUGGAUGGGGAGGUACAAAUGUCAGUUGUCAGUUAAAAUUUCGACCAUUUGUCAGUUGUCAGUUAAAUUUUAGGCUUUUUAUCAGUUGUCAGUUAAAUGGUUGUUAAUGAUUAACUAUGAAACUUAUUUGCAUAUUUUUGAUGCGAAAUUUGGCUUGAAAGGCACGUAUAAUGUAAAUUAAACAUUAAAUUCGAAAACUGAUGCGAUAGUACCUUAAUUUUUAUCACUUUUUCUAUUGUAAGCAUUUCAAGUGGCCCUCCUUAUCUCAAGUCUUGUGUUACUCUCCUCUACGAACGAUUUUGCUGGCCAGAGUCCAACAUUGCAUACCAUUAAGCCAAUCAAAAUUAAUACCAUCAGAAUAUUGUAUACGCAUUAUGCGUGAGUCUUACGCCUGUGGACUAAAGACAUCGAUCCCACGCAUCAAGGACAAUUUCUCACGCCUGACUCACAAAUCCGGACAAAUUGUUCUUAACACAUGAUGACUUUGAGUCCUUUUUUGUGCUCUAACGAAAUCAUAUCAAAGCACGCUAAAAGUGUCGUCCUUUAAGUAGCUUUGGAAGUGCUCAAACGUCUUUGGGAACAGUCAGCGGACAUUUAAUUUUCGGCAACGUUCGGAAGUCUUCGGAAAUUCGUCGGAAAUCUUCGGAAGUCGCCGGGACGUUUCCGGAAAUCUCGGUCAUGACAAGGUGAAAAUCUCACUCCUUUGACUCAGAAAAAGUUGGCAGGUGUAAUAUUGGGAUGUAGAUCGUAAGAAGACCAAGAAAAACCGUCUUUGAAUCAUCUCACUAAAAACUUGCAAUUGCCUUUGUAACGCCCUCAUUCUAGUGAGCAGCCAUUCAGGAUCGGAGGGUCUCAAUGGGGUGGUGGCAUUUAUAGUUAUCGGCUAAAAUUUUGGCUCUUUUACGGCUAUCGGUAAUUUUUUUCAGUUACGGUUAACUAUAAAGUUAAAAAUUAAUUUCUUUGUUUCAAAGAGUUAAAUAUUAAUAAAACUGUUUUUUUUUUGGAUCUUUAAAGCAAAAUAAAUGUCUUAGGAUCAUCUCGGGAUGAAAUAAGUUCUUCUUCUGAAAAUUUUAAUAUUUCAUGAAUCAUGCUUUUAGAGUAUUCCACUUCUAACAUCAUUUUACACACAGAAAUGUUAGCUAUGAAAAAGUUUGUCAUCUUUUGCAUGUUGGCAUGAUUUCCUUUUCUUUAGGAGCUACUGAUUCGUUCUUCGCGUCGCUUUAUAUUUGCUGCCGUCUUCUCUUUUUGCUACCACGAUAAGGUCUUUAGCCCACUGAAGAACAGAUUGUACAACACGAACUAAAAAAGAACAAGCGUACAGAUUGAGACUCGAACAUUUCUGUGACUCUCACAUUCAGGCAAGUGUCGGAGCCAAGCUGAGAAGUACGCGGCUUUGAAGAUCUUUGAAUAGAAUCUUCGUGAAAAGCAGAACUAGCAGAAACAGGAGCGUAAAGAGUCAAAGUAGCCGCGAAAUAAGAAACACAACCGUUCCAAGUCAGUUUAGCACGUUCCUCAAAAUUAUCAAAUCUAAGGAGCAAAAUUUUUUUACGGUUAACUCUUUUAACCCUAUUUACGGCCAACGGUUAAAAUAUUUCAAUUUUUACGGCUAUCGACUAAAUUUUGGGCCGUUUUACGCCUACCGGUUUACCCCAUUGAGACCCUCAUUCAGAGGAGCGUAAAUUUGAGAUAAAUAGGUCAUUUACAACAGAUGGUACAUACCUUAUUAUGAGGGGGCUUAUUAUGGUAAAGUUUUAUUUCAUUUAGUACAACUACAUAUCAAUUUCAGACUAUUUUGGCAUGCAAUAGGAAAUAAACGCUCCAUGAAAUUAAGGUAUUGGAAAUUAACGCGACUUAAAUUAGCGCGAAUUUAAUGGAAAACGACUUUCGAAUAAAGAAAAUUAACGCGAAAGAGGAGGUAGAAUUUCAUAAUAAAGGAAAUUAGCGCGAUUAAGACACAGUUGGUGGUGACAACUGGAACAAAUUUAUUUCAACACUGGAUGCAAACAAAUUCAAAACUGAACAAAAGUGAGCUGACAGCGACAACGAUGAAGAUGAACUCGAAAUAUUGUAAACCUUCGCCUUACCUUUUGUGAAAGAUGAAAGAUAAAGGGUAAAUGGAAAGAAAGAAAGCUUGUAGUUAAUGUUUUUUAGGUGUCAAGAAUGUCUGGAGACAGGGGAGAGGUUCUAAAAUUGGGGUGAAAAUACUGGAAAUUAAGAGCGCAGAAAUUAACGCUGCACUUAAUUAACGUCGCGGAAAUUAACUCUCAACAAAAUUAACGCGACUUAAAUUAACGGGAAUGUUACCGAUUCGCGUUAAUUUCAUGAAGCGUUAAUUCCGAGGUAAGGGACGGACCAUUAGAAAAGUUAUGGGGGGGGGGGGGGGGGGGCGGGAAGGGGAAUUUUCGAGCCGCAGGAAUUUUUUUUCGUUAUCAAAUUCCUUGUAUGAAUUUUUUUUAGGCCAUAGCAUGAAUAUUUUUUAGGGUUAAUUGGCGUGCAAGAAUUUUUUUUCAUUUAGUUUUCCCAUGCGCGAAUUUUUUUUUUUGUACUUCGCCCGCCCCCGAUAAGUUUUCUAAUGGUCCGUCCCUAACACACGUGGGUUUUACAGUAAAAUCAUUAACGAAAUAUGACACUCAAGCGUCUUGCUGCUAAGAUUACCCCUAAAAACGCACAUUUGAUCACUUUGUCUGAUGAAAAGAGUGGAACAAUGCUAUUUAAGGCCUUAAGAGCUGAUGUCAGUAAAUAUCGACCAGAGGUCUACAAAAGUGAAAAAUCGCAAAUUCUCAAAAAAAGUCACAAAGUAGCACUGGGUAAGCUAUUAACAUAAAUGUAAUUUUUACUUCGAUCCGAUAAUUAUUUUCCACGUACGGGGGGGUUAUUGGUUUCGCGGCUCUCGGACUGGUUUUCCAGGCCCGAGACCAUGUGUUACAAAAAAAUCGUUUUAAAAUUCAAAUCAAUUGUAAUGUGGACAAAAAAAAACUUAUUCAGAAGAGUACUUAAUUGCACACAUUCUAAGUGGUGAUUUACUCAGUUUGAACGAAAGUGUAAUAUUUUGGAGAUUUUUCAUUAUUUUCAAUAUUUUGAACGUUUUCCUUUAAUAAAAAAAUGGCAAAUUUCAAAGCCCAAAAUCGUCCACUGGUACCUCGAUUUCAGUGACGAGUCUUAUACCACGUUAAAGAGCGUUAUCUCUUCUUUCAAAAUCUGUUUUUAAAACUACGGGCAAGUUAAAAGAAAAUGUUUGAGGCCAAAAAAUACAAGUAGUACUUUUCUGAAAUUUCAGCUUUCCAGACGCGGCGGGCCGAUGCUAAAAACUUGGAAAAAUACAAUAAGAAAUCAGUUUGAGCAAUAGUGGUUUCAUGUUAUCAGCUUUCAGAAACCAAGACGUGUUUAUACAGCGAUCUGAUAUAAAUUAAUGACGUUUGCUAUCAAGAAAGGCAGAUUUAAGCUGUCAACUCCUGCCAAGUGCACCAGUCACGUGAAGUUGUCAAAGGGAGGGCAAAGCACUAAUGUUAAAAAGUCUUAAAAUUCAAAACGUUUUACGUCCAUGAAAUCAGAUUUUAGCGUACAAAACAAUGUUGUGAAUGUCUGUUGUUCGUACCUUAGCAUGCAUAUGCAUGGUGUUUCCAUAUAUUGGAAAUGUCAAGUAUCCACACGGGAGAACAUACCAAACAACAACGUUUCAAAUCCAAGCGCCGAAAGAUCGCAAACGGCAAAGAUUGCGUUACAUUUCACAGAACGACCGCUUACCACUGUUGUCACUCGUUUUUUCGCUGGAAGCUACGAGGAGUUUUCAUUCCGUCAUGAGUGAUUCUUGAUCAGCGUUUCCUUGAAAGUACGACCCCGGACAGGUGAUAACUGAGGACGUUUCGACAAGACUCCUGUUGUUCAGUUUCAGGCUUUAGCAGGUGCGUAGUCAGGAUUUUUCCGGAGGUACGCCCAACUUUUUCUACAUCUUCUUCCCCUCCUCCCCCCCAGCCACCCCAAAUCUCAACAUUUUUUUAAGGUGCCUUUAUUAAAGGUGGGGUUAACGGUUGUAAGCAAAAGCAUUUUUGCUGUUUAUGAAAUGACACAACCUCUAAAAUUCUUUAAUUCUGUCGGCUUGUUAUGUUCAUUGACGUCAACCGUUUAUCAUUAAUUCAGCUAUUGAAAAUCAAGCUUGUAGUACCUCCGACUUUAGUUUACAAAUGACUCUUUUUAUCCCUUUUUGUCACAUUAUUUUUGACCGACAAAAGCACCACACAUUGACGUAAUUGUGCCCUACUUCGUCUACUCCAAAGACAGGACGUGGAGAAAACAACGCGUUCACGCUUUACAUCAUCAAGCUUGCUAUAUAAAUAAAUAUCAUCCAAGAUUCGGUUCUCAAAUAGGACAAUUGCACGAUGACGUCAUUUGACUACAACUACCAGAAUCCUUGAGUUUAUUGUUUUCUUAUGCAAAUUAAGGCUAUUGUUCUGUAAUCCUCAGCGGGAUUGACAAAUUUAAAUAACAAAGCAAAACCGAAAUGAAUUGUGGUAGUUGUAGUCAAAUAUCGUCAUCGUGCAAUUGUCCUAUUAAUGUCGUCGCUUCUCUAGAAACUGAUUUUUUUAGUUAUGUUUAUUUCAUUCUAUUUUUUUCCUCAACGUUUUCGGGUACGCACGUGCAAACCGUGCGUACAAGUAGCUACGCCCCUGUUUAGUCUCCUUAGCCCUGAGCGUUCCUCUCUUGCGGUUUUCGCGGGAGUUCAAGAUGUGGUCCACCCAGUAUUUCACGUCUCUUUUAAAUGAGGGGAAGCACUUCUUGUUUACCGUUUCGUUAUCAGACAGCGCUUAGACUCUCAGCCUUUCAUUUAAUUUUGAUCAAAUUUUUAUCAUUUAGUUACUCAGUAUAUGUUCGAUCCUGUCCUUGUAAACUUAUACUUUCAUACUUUAGGGGAGCUUAAUACCUAUAUUAAUUUUUUCUUCGUUUAGUGUUGUCCAAAAGACCCAGUUUUUUGGCAUUUUUUAAAAAAGCAAGAAAAAGAAACGACAAGGUUUAUUUUUUUUGGACUUAUAUUAAUUCUUUUAAUCUAAAAAAUUAGCAUUAUAACAUCAUUUCGAGGCAUAAAACGUUCGGUGGUGUAUCCUCUUUGCUUUUUACCCUUUUUGGGCCUUUUUUUAAUGAAAUUGACCAUCAAAUUUUCCGCCAUAUUGAGUUUGUGUCGAUUUGGUGACCAUGUCUUGUUGUUUUCAGUCUCCACGGCAAUGAUGCUGGUGUUUCAGGCCUCCAGUUCUCAGAUUUCUUGCGAUUUUUUUUUCACCCCACCGACCGACCCGCCCAAAACCAGGAAACCUAUUCGACGCUAAACGAACGAAAAGGGGAUGACCUAAGCCUUAUGGUUUCUUUUUGGGCUUCCUCACCACAUUGCUUCUGCGUUUUUCUGUAUACUUGUCUUUUACUUUGUUUUGUUCUUUUUUGUCGGUAAAAUAAACUGAAACUGUACAAAGACCCUCAAUAUUCCCUUUGGAGGUUCUCGAACGCGCAUAUAAAAAAUGAAAAACGCCAUGAUUUAUUGACCGCAAGGGCAAUGGGGUGGGGUUUGGGCUCGUCACUGCACUCCGGUUCACUCGCACGCUGUCAAAUGGUCCCGAAAUACAAAAUGAAAAAUGACUGUGGACAGACUAUUCACGUCUAGACAUCAAGCAUCUUUUAAGAUGGGACUUAUCGCCUCUCCCUGUUCAUGGAGUUGAUUCAAGGUGUUGACGUUAAUUUCGUGAUGCCCUGCAUGUUGCCAGGACAUGUUUCAAAAGGGCCUUUCCAAAGGUACCGAGUCCGCCGUCACCUUGUCAACCGUGCGAUAAAUGAUGUACUUCACAAAACAAAGAGAAGUUAUUUUCGAUUUGCCCCGCCCCCUACCCCCGAAAAUCCCCGACAGGACCGCUUCAAAGUACUCCCCAUGUGGUUGCGCGAGGGAUAGUAACAGGUCUACCUAAUUGCACCGUGCAUCAAUGACAGUUUAACUCAAUCAGAAGCCCCUUUUCCCUGGCUAGUUCAAGGUGUGUGCACCUCCUUUAAGCUGUUGUUUUCGGUUCUUACUAAAAUUUUUGAUCUGGAGGAAAUUCACAACGACAGGAGCAGGUUAUGGGCUUUUUUCCUAGCCCUAAUCCUACAUCACGGGAAAUCCCUCAGGUUAGGCAAGAAUUCGAUAAUCCUUCCAUAAUCAUCCAUUUUUUCAUCGCGUGAAUUGGGUAUUUUUAGCUUAUUUCGAGGAAAUACUUUUUGCUUCAAAUCCAGGGUGGGCCGUUUUAAACACAUUUUUUAAGCCAAAUGGUUUUUGCGAGAAUCUGCUUACCCGAACUUUUCGAAUAAAAAACGACAAAUACCCGAAAAAAGCUCAUGUUGUUGGUGGUGGUGGCAUAUUUCCGAUAAAUUCAGCUCAAUGUCUCGUGAAGAAGAGUUCAGAUCCGUGCCGCGCGCCUCUCGAGGCAAGCGUUCCGUCGAAGUGCGAGCCCAAAAACAGGUGGUAAGCGGUCAAUCUGUGAAAAGUAACGCAAUCUCCGUCGUUUGAGAGCAGCCGAAGAUGGGCGUCUGGAAAAGCGGGAAACCGGAAUCCGGAAUAGGAAAGGGAAUAGGAAAAGGAACAGGAACCGGAACCGGAAUAGGAACCGGAAUGGGAAGAAAAACCUAUAUAAAAAUAGGGACAACAUUUAACUUAAUUUAAGUUAAUCUGGAUUUAAUUCCUGUUCAGAUAUAGGAAAAAUAAGGGAAAAAAUGGAAUAGGAACCGGAAUAUGAAGGGGAAUAUAAACAGUGUAUAGAAAUAUGAAAAGAAAAAGAUAUAAUCGUGAUUUCAAUAAAAAGCCAGGGAAAUAAUUAAGCAAACAAGAAAACACCCCUGAAAUUUUAAUCUAAUUAACCUUUCUUUAUCUUUAGCCUAUGACACAUUGUGUCUUCGUGUCAACCAUAGCGAACUUCAGCAACGAGAACGCUGACCGUCGCUUGAUGGAACGCUUCUGUCUCACACAACGAAUCUGAAUUCUUCCUGUUACCUUCCACUGUGCGAAUUUGUUGAGUCAGGGGACCGAAAGACAGAAAACAUCCACUUCCAGUUUCCAUUUUUAAUGUCCUGGACGUUAACGUUGUGGUUGCGUAUUAAGGUCCCUAUUGCACUCCGGUUGAGGUAGAUGAAGUGCUCGCUGGGAUGGGGGUGGGGGGGAGGGUGAGGUGGUAAGUGUUAAUACCCUUUUCAAGCUGUGGACUAUCUAUCUCUGGUUAACUUCCCAAUUUAGCACAGUACAAUAUAUCUAUGCAGCAAACCUGAGGUGUAUGGCAGCCCAAUAAACGUCUCAGAUGGGUGUCUCGUUUACACAUGGUCUGACAACUAAUAUUAACAUGUUAUAACCUCCUUCCUGUGAGAGACAAAAGGAACCUUAAGAUCUGACAACGGCAACGCAAGCGAAAACGCCACUGAAAAAUUGAAUUCGGGUCUUAAUUCAAACUAUUUCUCAUUAAUUCCAAAUUGUCCAGUCUUUUAAAGGUUGGGAAAUGAAGCUGGAGACCGCGUCCGAGCUCAGAAAGACACAAUAAAAUUUAUCGCCUGCUGUUCACGUUCUCAAGAGAACUUAAGAUUUGAUCAUUUACGUCGUAGUUGUGCAUAGCCGGUGAAGAAAUUGACAGAAAGCGCGAUGCACUAGCAAAGCUGUUGCUUUAUUUAUUUAACUUGUGGCUUUAUCUACCUUCUCGUUGCCAUAAUAUAAAGAGAUUCGAGGGGGGCGGGGGAGCAUGAUACCAGAUUAGUUUUCUUAUUUUUUUAUAAAUUGAAUUAGAAUUAAAAUAAUUUAAAGUAAAUGAUGUCCCUGUUCUUGUACCGGUUCCCCUUCACAUUACUGUUCCUGUUCCGUUGCCGUUGCCGUUGCCGUUUCCGGUUCCGGUUCCGGUUCCGGUUCCUGUUCCCAUUCCCGUUCCUAUUCCGGAUUCCGGUUUCCGGCUUUUCCAGACGCCCGCCGAAGAUGCUCUUGCCGAUGCUGUCCUUGAUGUUUUUUAUUUCCAGUAUCUAGGAAACCCAUGCUAAGGUAUGAAACAUACACUUGUAGGCAAUGUUCUGUCCGCUAAAGUCUAAUUCCUGGACGCAGAAACGUUUUGCUUUUUGAAGUUUAUUAUUGUGCUUUGCCCUUUGACAACCUUACGUCACUCGUGCGUUUGGUAGCAGAAGAUGGCUAAACUCUGCUUUUCUUGUUGGAAAACGGCUUUAAAUUUUAUCAGAUCGCUCGAUAAACACGUGUUAGUUUCCGAUAGCUGAUAACGUGAAAUCACUGUUGCUCAAACUGAUUUCUUAUUGCAUUUUUCUGAGUUUUUAGCAUCGACCCGCUGAGUCUGCAAAGCUCAAAUUUCAGAAAAGUACUACUAGUAUUUUUUGGCCUCAAACAUUUUCUUUUAACUUGCCCGUAGUUUUGAAAACAGAUUUUGAAAGAAGAGAUAACGCUCUUUAACGUGGUAUAAGACUCGUUACUGAAAUCGAGGUACCAGUGGACGAUUUUGGGCUUUGAAAUUUGCCAUUUUUUUAUUAAAGGAAAACGUUCAAAAUAUUGAAAAUAAUGAAAAAUCUCCAAAAUAUUACACUUUCGUUCAAACUGAGUAAAUUACCACUUAGAAUGUGUGCAAUUAAGUACUCUUCGGAAUAAGUUAUUUGUUGUCCGCAUACAAUGGAUUUGAAUUUUAAAACGAUUUUUUUGCGACACAUGGUCUCGGGCCUGGAAAACCAAGUCCGAGAGCCGCGAAACCAAUAACCCCCCCGUACGUGGAAAAUAAUUAUCGGAUCGAAGUAAAAAUUACAUUUAUGUUAAUAGCUUACCCAGUGCUACUUUGUGACUUUUUUUGAGAAUUUGCGAUUUUUCACUUUUGUAGACCUCUGGUCGAUAUUUACUGACAUCCGCUCUUAAAAACGGGUUUUGUAGAAAAUAGGAGACAAUCAGGUCCUUUGUCAGUUGACAGUAAAACCCAAGGCAAAUUUGCUCAGCAGGAAAAGUAAUUUGCAUAACUAGAGCUGAACGGUAAUUUCGCAAAAGUGGCACCUGACCCAGACUCAAGCCUAUGAUAAAUCAGAAGUACUAAGACCAGUCUACUUCUUAAUGCAAUAAAAUUUGUGGGCACUCUUCUUUGCGUGCCGUGCAAAGUUCCGUUAAUGUUCCAAAAUUCGCCAUUUUGAUAGCAAAGCUGGAAUUGUAACGGGUCCGCAUCUGAUCGACUAAUUUCCACAGCUUUAACGUUUCUAGAUAUCACUAAAUGUCAUUAGACCCUUUAAAUGUUGGACGUUUGAAAACAUGUGGAGAAAACUUAGUAAUCGCUUUUCCUUGGGUCUUUUUCUUGUCGACGAUGAACGUGACUUCGUUCUCCGUAUGCAAAUUAGCCUUAGAUGCGUUGUUUCAACAAAUUGACAGGAAAUAUAAUCCUUGCAUUUCACAUUUCUAAGGAGAAAAAUAACUCUCCUUUCCACAGAAAAACACAAACCAUGACUUAGAAUCCCCUUAAGGUCUGCUUUUUUUUAACGAGGAAGAAGCAGCUGAAUAAUAUAUCAUGAUAUAUGUUUGCGUGGCUUAAAAUAAUUCAAUUACGGUGGUCUGUCACGCAUUCCUAAAGAGGGGUGGUCGAUUAGAAAACAAUAGCGUUGUGUCCAUCAAUUCUAUAAUAUUAUCAUCUUUUUUUAAAUGAUAGUUAUUGAUAAUAAUAAAAAAUAAGAGUUCACUUGCAAGGUAAGUCCUCUUGUCAGCACACGAAAAUUUUUGGGCACUCUUUUUUGCGUGCCUUAAAAAAUAGCGUUAACGUCGAAAGCUUUAUUAUGAUAUUUGCUUAUCAGGAGAAGGCAGAUCUUUGUACAUGGCACUAAGAUAAAAAAAAUGCCCCACACGUUUUCUAUCUUAAAUUAGCAGUAAAUUUCAGUUUCAUUCAAAGAUCUUUAAAGCGUUUAUCGGCAGCAGAAUGAAACGGGAAAAAUAGUUCCUUUUUUCAGUGAAUAAACGCAAAAGGGAGUAUCUUUUUAGUUUUUGUUAGGGUAUAACAUCCGAAUUCCAACGAUGAUCUUGUUUUGGUUUCAAUGUGAUUGAAUUAUAAUGCAACAGGUUCCAGUUUCAAAUAUAAUUAUGUCAAUGAAAUCGCGAAAGAGAUCAAUUGUGAAAAAUGGCUUUUUCGGCCAUUUCAUCAAGCAGUUCUUCCGCGAGAUCGUAGACAGAGUGAGGUCCCAGUAGGGGUGUGGAGGAAUAUCAUUUAUGCACUCUGUGACCAACACAUAUUACGUCGCACUUAGCCAGCUGUCACUUGUCUAAGUGUAGCAAGUGUAGCAAAGACAAUGAAAAUGAGCUCAUUUUAGCGAGAGUACGUAUUCGAAGCUUGGUGGGUAUUCGGAACUGAAAUGUCAAUCUGCCCAAGGCACAGACACUAAAUAGACCCGCCUCCCCUCAGGCUAACACUAAAAUAACAAUCUGCCCAAGGCACCGAACACCUACUUGGCAGGUUUUUGCGAGCGCCAAGGUCUUGUUAGGCUCGAUUGUAAGCCGCUGUUCUGGAAAAUGAGCCCCCAACGGACGGGGAGACGGCGGAAAUCGAGCCUAAGGUCUUGUCAAUAACCCGGUCACACUCUGGAUCAUACUGGCAAAAUAACUUCUGUGGCAGGAAGACAUGUCGUAAAUUUGCAGAUAGCCAGCGAAAUAAGUCAAAGUUUUGUUCCAUCGCGUAAGUAUCAUUCUUUUUUCUUCGUCGUGCAAAAAAGUCUCUUAACAUACAGAGAUAUUCUAAUUUCUCUAAUUCACAUUUCAUCUUGCGAUGUUUUCUGAAGUUCGUUUCCAGUUUAUUUGAGCUUGCAAAGAUAGUUUUUAUUUCUAUUUUUUUGACAGCAGUGUAUCUUGCCCUAAUCAAUUCUUACCUUUAAAAUGCUAUACAUACCGGUUAAUCCGUGUGUUGUAAAAGAUAGUUUUCUGAUGAUUGUUUGAAGAGCAUUAUAAAUGGAAAAAAAAGAACUUUCUACACGGAGUCAGGAUCCAACCUCGUCCCCAUGGCUUUCCCGCCCAUGCCAUUUUCUAAGAAGAAUGUCCUGGGGACGAGGCUAGGAGUGAUUGUGGUCGACGUGUCGUAUAGCCGAUUUGCUCCUCCUGUCGCAAGAAACUUGAAAAAUCUUGACGCCGAAGGGUCGAGAAGAGUACGAUUGAACAGUCAGCAAACCAUGUCCACACAUUUGCCGGAGAGGAUUAUUGGACAAGAUUUCUCUGUUUUUUUUGUUUUGAUAUCGUUUUCAUUAAGUCUUCAAAAAUGCCUCCAGAUUGCUGUUUUUUUUGUUUUUGUUUUUGUUUUUUUUUUUGUAUUUAUACCCUCUUGACCAAUGUGCUCCAUCUCAUCUCUCCAUUUUUAACCUACCUUACCAUCCACCCUCUCUCCCCACUGUUCCACCUCUACUUUUACAAGCAUUUGUACUUAAGGGGGUGAAAUUUCUCCCGUGUAUAUUAAUUUCUGAAAAAUUAAGUCCUUCUACUUUUUCCUUAAAUUCUUAAACUUAGUUCAUUUUUCUUUAAGAACCGCCAAAGAUGCUGCUAAGGCUGCAAUAAGCGCACUCGCCCUUUCAUAUACUUCAUCUAGUGAAAUGCCCACCUUUCUUAUACCUGAAUCCUGAAAACGAUACUCCUUUGGGGCGGAACCUCCCCGUAUAAGCCAUCAUAGGGAGUUCCCCCCACCCCUGUUCCAAUUCCGUGCUCACCUAUUGCCAGCCCAUGUUGGACUCUAGGCCCGUUUGAGUCAACACGUAAACAUAGUCCUAGGUGUAUACAAGUUGAACUUGACCAUAGAGAUCUGUUGCAAGAAGACGAGGAGUACGAAAGGCAAAAGCUUAUUGCCGAAAUCGCUGAAGAAUUGAGACCACAACACCCUCAACCAGAAGCUUUCAACCUAUGUGUAUGUCAAAGGAAGAACAACCUAGUCAGUUCAACGUGGUAAUGCUAAAAAAAUCUUGUGUCACUUUAAAAUACCAUUCAAAUCCAGGGAAAGAAAGGGAGACCUAAUUGACAAACUUUCGUCUUUCAUACAAGAUUGCAAGUGCUUUUCUCCAUCAGCUCAGGAGUGAACAUAGGGAUCCUUAAUUUAGUGUGAUUAACAGCCGGCAAAAACUUUUGGGAUUUAACAGGAGACGGACAGUCAAUUUUCUGCAUGCCAUUCCUCAUUUUUACUGAAAUGUUGUUAAUUGGCGAUAAACACAAUGCUCUGUUAAUACCACCCUAAGGUUUGUAGGGUAGCCUAUAGUUAGCUAGGGAUUUAGGAAAUCUGUAUGCUGCUUUAAGGACUUUGCAGGCGUGGUCCUGUGGUGUCGCACGGUAUUUCUGAAGUUGUUUGCGAGCUAUUUCCAAAAUAUUAAUAGUUAAUUCUGUAAUUGAAAAUAUUGUGCUAGUGCUCGUGAAUGAGAGUGGCCGUGUCCAAGUGACUACUUUGUAGCUAAUUGUCGUGUAUUACACCAUGGGCUGUCAUAUUAAACCCCAUCCUCACGGUGGCGCCCGGGGAUACUGACUCAGUUAAAACGGUCGUAGAAUGAAUAAAUACAACAGCACGGUAUUUCCCACCCAGUAAAGAAUCGGAAUUAACAGUGAUUAAAUUGUAUGAUUAUCAAUAACUAUCACUUCAAAAAAAAAUAUAAUCAGAUAAAAGAACUGAUCGAUACACGGCCACUCUCGGGGAAUGCGUGACGGGCCACAGCAAUUAAAUUAUUUUAAUUCGCGUAAACAUGUCUUCUUCUACUGCUUCGUCCUCGUAAAAGAAACAGACCUAAGGGGAUUCUAAGUCAUAUAUCGUUCGUGUUUUUCCGUGGAAAGAAGAGAUAUUUUUCCCUUAAAAAUGUGAAAUAUAAGCAGUUAUGUUUCCUGUCAAUUUGUUGAAACGACGCAUCUAAGGCUAAUUUGCAUACGGAGAAUGAAAUGGCGUUCUGAUCGUCGACAAGGAAAAAAAAAAAAUCAAGAAAAAGCGAUUACCAAGUUUUCUCCUCAUGUUUUCAAAAGUCCAACAUUUAAAGGGUCUAAUGACAUUCGGUGAUAACUAGAAACGUUAAAACUGUGGAAAUUAGUCGAUCAAAUGGGGACCGUUACAAUUCCAGCUUUGCUGUCAAAAUGGCGAAUUUUGUAACAUUAACGGAACUUUGUACAGCGCGCAGAGAAGAGUGCCCACAAAUUUUAUUGCAUUAAGAAGUAGACUGGUCUUAGUACUUCUGAUUUAUCAUAGACUUGAGUCUGGGUCAGGUGCCACUUUUGCGAAAUUACCGUUCAGUCUAGUUAUGCAAAUUACUUUUCCUGCUGAGCAAAUUAAAGGUCAUUUUAAAAAAAUCAUAUCUCAGCCAACCUUCCACAGAAUGCUACCAUUAAACUUUGACACUGUUAAUCAGAGUUAAAACUUUUGUGUGUAAAAUAAUCAGCUUAUUCGGCUAUGUAAGGUAGGUUUGACAGAGCCCUAAAGUUUCAGCAAUAUCGCACCACUUCUGACGUUAAACGGGCCAGUUUUUGGUGACCGAGAAAAUCUUCCUGUAAUAUAGAGAAAAAAUUGAGUUGGUCCAAACAAAUGUGAUAUUUCUUCAUUUUAUAGGAUAGUUAUCUUCCACUGAAAAAAUCAGGACAAUCUGUGAUACACCGAAAUUUGCCUUAUCGGUUCUUACGCGGACAGCCUCUUAAGGACUAAGAAUGCGAAAACCGAUACCCUUUUUAAGGCCCAAAGCCGAAAAAUGACACCCUAUUCAAGGAAAAACAAAAUUAUUAAUAGACAGUCAUAUUGUAAUUAAUACUGUGGCUUGAAGAGGCGUUACGUGUAUUUACCCGCUUAACGGCUAUUAAACCUCUGUUGCAAAAUCAUUUUGUUAAUACUUAGAAGGAUACAUCAAGUUAAAAAAAACCGUUUGUUUAGGCAGGCGUUUUCACACUCCAGUAUUAGAUAACACAAUUAAUCUACCCUAUCUAAGGACCACACCAGGGACACAGAAACAAAAGGGUCAAAAAGAAAACCUAUUUAAGGACUGAGAACCUCGAAAACCAUACCCUAUUCCGCGGCACGUACCUAUAUAGCCCAUAUAUGGGAGUACCCCCCCCCCCCCGGGAUCCAGACCCUCAUAUAUAGCUCCUUAUUUAGUGGAAAACGCUCAGGAAUUGCAAACCAUAUGACCAUGAUGUUAGCAAAAACAGUGAGUCUAUGCCUCUAAUAAUUUUUUUUUAUAUAAUUUGCAAAAAAAAACGGUUACUUACACUGAACAAAAGAAACGAAUUAGCAAGUUCAUGCCUCCACAGAAAUAUACUCGUAGAAAUUUUAGAAUAACGUGACGCAGAAUAUAAGAUCAUGGGUCAUUCAAGAGAUGUUACACGUCAGGUCUGAGGUGUGGAUGUUAUACCUCAGAUCUGAGAUAUGAGAGGUAUAAUGAAUGUUUUUCUUUCAAUGACGAGUAACAACAACUGUUUAUUUACUACGGUUUUUAAGUGUCGGUAUUAUACUUUAAAAGUGAAAUCUGUCGUAAACUUGGAAGGCAUCAGAAGUAGAUUCCAAAAUAUAUAUAAAAUGUCGGCAAGUCCAGAACAACAAACCAAUGAUUGGUGCCGGAUCUCCCAGUUGUAGACCUGGAUCAGUACAAUUAAACUUGUAGAAAAAUAUGAAACGGCAAACUGAUCCUUACGGCAAGGCGAUGAAGAAGUAAACAAAAACAAACAAAUACAUAUUUAAACAAAUUGCCAAAUCUUUCGGUUUGAAAACAAACCUUCUUCAGGGGCUAAAAGAAAAAUGAAAAUAAAACUAAACGUUCCACUGGACGAAUAAACGGAUUUACUUAUGUUUGCGAAAGGUGCAAAUAUGUGGUAAAUUUGGAGCUCCAAAUUUGCAUUACAUUUGCGCUGUCGGCUAAAGUGUGGGCAAAUACAUAUAUUUGCUAGAUAGGUAUUGAUACGCAAAAAUGAAGUAAAUGUAAUGGUUUGAUACAAAUUUGAUACGUAUUUGCAGCAUGGGCAAAUCUUCAACAUUUCUACCAGUUUACUCAAAUUUACAUCCUUGGCAAAAAUGACAGUUUUCACUUUACUUCAAAUGCAGGCAAAAAUAUUGCAAAACCCCUAAUUUGCAGUGGUAUUUGCUCUUGUUUUUCCAGGAUACCAAAAGAACACUUUUGCAUGUGGUUUACUCGUAUUUGCCUUAAGAGCAAAAACAAUAAAUUUCUACACAUUUGGCUGUAUCAUAAAUUUGCACAUUUGCAUCAUAAUUAUCCAUAUUUGCAAGGGGAGCAAAUAUAGUGAGCUGCAUAACAUUUGCUGACAGUCAAAGGUGAUGUGCAUGUGACAUUUCCUAUAUGUUUGAUCCGUUUUGUGACUAAAGUAAAUUUCCAAUCUCAACUGUAACAUUACAUUGUUACAAUAAAAUUUUGUACACGCUGAGACUCCGCCCAGAGGUCCAACCCCUUACAUGCAUCUUUCCUGUUAACUGUUUUAUGUGAACUGUCAUUUUAAUAUAAAGGAAUCAGAAACCAGUUAAUUUUUUUGACAAUUUUACAUUCACAAAUUUCUUCUGUUAGUCUUUUUACAGAACGAAAUGACAGAUAGUCUACCCUCUCAUAUACUUUAACUCAGGAAAUCCCUAUCUUUUCAUACCUGAAGCAUGAAAAAGGUGUCCCUUUCUGACAGCGCCCCUGGCAUAAACCUUUCCCGGGCUACUAAUUUAAAGCAAAUACCCUAAUUCAAAUCUACUCGUUAUUAAGGUCCAGUAGUCAGAUCAUUGAUGCACUCUAUUUCCUACAGUCAGGGCCAUAGCCAGUAUGAGGCAAACCGAGGCACUUGCCUCUGUCAUUUAAGGUUUGAUCCUGGCAGUGUUUUGUUUCAACGUAGUCAUCAUAAAGACCCCGAAUAGCUAGGCGGGGAAUUCAACCAUGGAUAUUGCCUCAGUCCUUAUUUUUUUCUGGCUACGGCCCUGUCUAUCGUCUUAAAAAUUCCUCUAUUAACUUAUGGGACAAUGUACAUCUUAACAAGUGGUAUUCCCUUAUGCACAGCAAUUACCACAGGGGUCCUUAAACUAAAGAUAACACCUAUAAAUGAGAACUAUGUAGUGGUUGGAUGGCUGUAAAUUCAUCUUCAUUAAUAUUACAUGAUGUUCACUUCCGAGCUGAAUUAGGGAACCAAAUUACUUCAUUGUACGUUGGUGUAAAAUAUUGUGUUUUUCAAGGGUUGUCAUACAUAUACUGCAGGGUUCUUUCUAUAUUUCCGACAAUAUUUAUACUGAUUCUAGAAUAUUAGGGGCAUAUAUCAUACGGCACUUAUUUGUUGUAGUUUUGACUGACCACCUAGAGAUGACCACAUCUCGAUGGUGGGCUUCCUAAAAAUGACCACAUUUUGAAAACCCAACAGCCAAUACUACAACAAAAUAUGGUGAAACUGCUCACAAUUUUAUUUGAACAUUAACUCAGCUGACAAAUUUAUGAAAGGCUAAUUUUUCUUACUCUAUUGUUUGCAACCCUGAGUUUAAGUUUCACUGAUUUUAAUGUUGAUUUUGAGUUUUACUGUUCAUUAAGUACUACCUAUUCAAUCCGAAAAAGUCAUAGCAUUUUUGCUGGCUAAAAUUCACCUGAGGCCUGGUUAUUUGAACUUGGGAUACAAGGAGGAUCUACAGGAGCUACCGGUCGAAUUGUCAAAUCCUACCCGACAAAGCACCCCGCACCAUAAACAAUGAACAGACCUAUAUUGGGUUACAGGAUCACAGGAGCUCUGAGUUGGCCUUAGAUCAUGAAAAGUCUAGAGCUAUAAAGAAAAAACUAAGGUGGUGAAACAAAUUAACAUGCAGCCUUUAAACUUCUGGGCUGGGUUGCUCAAAGAUGGGUUAAGAUAACACAAGGUUAGGUUCAGUGGUCAGAUCAUUUACUGUAUUUUUUGAACAUCAUACUAAAAAAUCAAAUUUGGUCCGAAAUAAAAAGUUUUGUGGAUUUCAAACUCAGUGUUGUGAUUAUUCACUUGUACAUAAUUUCCUCAUGGCCAUUUAACCAACAAACUUAAUUCAAUUUAAAACCAACAAUUUUAGUUUAACCGGUAUUUGUUGUAGUUUUGACUGCCCACCUAGAGAUGACCACAUCUUGAUGGCGGGCUUCCUAAAAAUGACCACAUUUUGAAAACCCAACAGCCAAUACUACAACAAAAUAUGGUGAAACUGCUCACAAUUUUAUUUGAACAUUAACUCAGCUGACAAAUUUAUGAAAGGCUAAUUUUUCUUACUUUGUUGUUUGCAACCCUGAGUUUGAGUUUCACUGUUCAUUAAGUACUACCUAUUCAAUCCAAAAAAAGUCAUAGCAUUUUUGCUGCCUAAAAUUCACCUGAAUCCUGGUUAUUUGAUCUUGGGAUACAAGGAGAGGGGUUGUGGCUUCCCCAAAAAAUUCUGAUGAAGAGAGGGCCUUCAUAUACAGGAGCUACCGGUCAAAUCCCACCCAACAAAGCCCCCUUAAAAAUGAACAGACCCCUACUGGGUUACAGGAGCUCUGAGUUGGCCUUGGAUCAUGAAAAGUUUAAAGCUAUAAAGAAAAAACUAAGGCGGUGAAACAAAUUAACAUGCAGCAUUAAUUUUUCCUUCCAGGAUGGGUUGUUUAAAGCUGGGUUAAGAUAACCCAAGGUUAGUACGAAAUAUGAAUUCAGAUAUGAAAGUUUUAAAAACAAAUUUAUUUGAAUUCCUUUUGUCUACAAUUUGGUGAUUUGAUACUUAAAAAAAGAGGGAAAAUUAUCUGACAAAGUGCUUUUGAUUAAAAGGAAAAAGAAACGCAGGUUAAAAUCUAACACUGGGUUAGUGCUAAUCGGUCUUUGGAACAACUGGGCCCCGGUCUUUUUUUGGGUCCAAUUCUAAAUCACAUAACCACUUCGAAGUGAGUCAAUAUUGGUACAUAACCUGGGCAUGUGUUACAUUCCCCUUCUGUCAUUUGAUAAUAGUAAAGCCUAGGGUCGCACAAUGGGCAGGGAUCUCCAAUUACUAAAACUAAAAAUUCAAAAUGACACAGUAACUGUUGUAUACAGUUACAGAGGGCCCACACUACCUCCCCUUUACAUUAAGUAAAUACACUACAACAAAUCUACUGGACAAAGGUCCAGUAGUCAGAUCAUUUACUGUAUUUUUUCUACAUCAUAAUAUUAUUAUUAAAAAGCUAACAAUAACAAGGCCACCCACAGUACCUUAAAUUUGGUAAAAAAAAAAAAAAAGGUUCUGUGCAUUUCAAAGUCAGGGUUGAGAUUAUUCACUUGUACACAAUUUCCUCAUGGCCAUUUAUUCAAGAAACUUCACAUCAAAACUGACAAUUUUGUUCUUACCGCUAUUUGUUCUAGUUUUCACUGACUAUACCUAGAGAUGACCACAUCUUGAUGGUAAGCCUCCUAAAAAUGACCACAUUUUGAAAGCCCAACAGCCAAUACUACAACAAAUGGUGAAAUUGCUUUGUAUUUCAUAUAAUUUGUGAAUAGAAACUCAGCACAGACAUGAAUGAAUAAUUUCUUUGCUGCUCUUUACAACCCUGAUUUUGAGUUCAAUAUGAUUUGUCUUUUUAAACUGCUCAAACAGACUGGCAAGAUUUAUAUCAGCCUUCACUCAACAACAAUAACAUCAGGUGCAUUUCUUCACUUAAACCUAAACUUCUUAGACCAACGGGGUUUACACCAUCAAUAUUAUUAUACCCUUUCACUAAAUGAGCCGAAUUUUAAUAGAUUUAUUUAGAAUAGGAAUUCACACGGUAAGAUACCUUUUUGAUUUUCCUUUUUAAAUAGGAAUAUGAUAUUUUAUAAUUGCUGGACAAAAAAAAGGUUCCAGCUAAAAAUUUGUUUUGAGCAGUGAGAGAAGACAUGAAAUAGUAAAUCUCAACUUUGGAUCUGUCUGAAGGCAUUUUCUUUGCCCUUCCACAAAAUCACUUUCUACUUUCACUUUGCCACUAACUUUUGCCAUGACUUAGUAACGCCAAGUGAAAACAUAAUAUCUGAGGCAUAUUUCUUAAGCUAUAUGUCAGUGCUAGUGAGCAGUCACGGACUGCUGUUUUGAAGCGGCAUCCGACAGCAAGAUAGCCUUUCCAAAAUCAAUGAGCAUUGGGUGGUACAUAUUGUUUACCUCUGUAAGAAUAAUGUUGUCACUCUUUAUAUCUCUGUGGGGAAACCUCUAUGAGUGCAAAUGUUCUAUAGCUUCACACAAUUUCAGUACAUUAUGUUCCCGCAGAACACUGUGAAAGGGACAUGGAUUUACUUAGCAGGGCACGGCACAAAGAACAAGAAAAAUAAUAUUGUAAAGAUGGUAAAAAUAUAACCCAAGGAAGUACAUGUGAGGUUUCUUUUUUGUGACAUUUACCCCAAACAGAUGGGGUAUUGAUGGAUGGGAGCGUUCAGUAUAUAAGCUUCAAUUCUGUCAUCUUGUGAAGAGGAAAAAAUGAUUACUGUAAAUAAAUUGAGACCCACUGGAAUACCCCUGUAGCAUUUCUUCUUGAACAGACCACAAACAGCUUCCCCAUGUUGAACCUGUAUUUCAUUGACCUCUUUAUCUUUUGGAGAGUUCAGGUGAUGCAACUCAAUUUCAAGAACAUUGGAAAUAAGUCCAGUACCACUCAAGGAAAAAUCUGAAACAAAUGUACAAGAAAGUCACUAAACCCACUAAAAAUAACUGUUAAUUCUACCUUUAUUGAUAAUAUUGUGAAAUUAAAUGAAUUGUGUUACUUGUGUUGCCAUUAUCUUUAUGAACAUUAUAAAUACACAUGUGGCACAUUUUAGCAUUUUUGACCCUUGGACUCAGCUUACAUGUACAGCUGUAUCAUUAUAAACUAUUAUAAACAAAACAACCUUGAAUUGUAUAUGAAAACAUGACAAAACAAAACAGAAAAAAAUGACAGUAACGCAUAUAAAAUAAAGGCUCCACCCUACCCCUGUCAAAAUCAAUGGUACAUGUACAGGUAUUACGCUCAACAUGUCAAUAUAGCGCCAGAGGUAGUAUAAAUUACUCAAGCAAUUAAUCUUGAGCUACUUCUGCCAAAUAUCAAUAAAUUAGCAUUUUAACAUUGCAUAACUACAUAUUUUACUGACUUAACACCACUUAAAUUUUUCAACAAGGCUUUUUUCAGCUGGAUCACUACCAUACGCACGCGACACGCGUGCACAUACAUGCUACAAAUGUAAAUAUGGAUGCAAAUGUAGUUUAUUCCCGGUUAUAACAUAGAUGUGGCAGUAGAAGCACGAUAUACAAAGCAAAAUAAAUCGACUUUACCUUUUAAAUUUCGAAUAUCCUUGAGAAGAAAUCCAGCAACAUAGGCAAUCUCUUCCUCCCGCCAAAUCGCCAAAAGACCGCGCGCCCGAUUUCCCAAGCAUUUGCGCCUCAGUGGUGCUGGUCAGCGACAGUCUGCAUAACCGUUCGAGAACGAGGCACAACAAUUGAAAUUCGUCGACCGUUAACACGUUCCACUGCCAUCGAUUUGUCAUCAGCUUUUACUUCGUACGUUUAACGCCAUAUUUAUCAAGAGGUUUCGAAUUUUCCUUCUUUGUGGGGUUGACUGUCGAGUAUGGAGGAAUCGGGCAGUCUUAUUUGUUCGAAUUUAUCGAACGAAUGUGUCCUCGAAGAACAAAUAAAAAUAAUCGCUCGAACUCGAGGGAACUGCAUACUUAUAGAUCCUUCGACGAAAAUCCACCAUGAAAGACAUCUACAUCGCUCCAUCGGCGACGAUCAAGUAGUAACGAGUGGAUCCAAGAAAAGCAGCCGUUAGUACUUAGUAAAUAGACUUCGGUGAAUCGAUGCUGUUUUAAUUAGCAGACAUUGUAAAACUAAGAAGAGGCAGGAGAAAUGUUGAGGACAAACAAAUGCUAAGGGAGCAACUAAUCGGGAGUAAAAGAAAUGCUCAGUAAGUAUAAGAAAGUUCUUUGUUACUGUUAAGCCAUUAAUGAUGCUAUUUGAUAAUACCUACAUUUGCAUUCCAAUAUUCAGUAAUCAACAAGGACCACCUCUACUCCUGAAACUUUAUUUGUCCUGUUGUUGUAAAAAAUACCGUAAUCUUUUGUUUGGUUGUUCUCUUCAGAUAAAUGGUCUUGGAAAAUUUAAUAAGAAUUGAAGCAAGUGUUAAUUCCCCUCUAUUAGGCCAAAAUUAACCUUAUCCUCUAGUGCCUACUUUCUCCAAAGGCUUUUCCAAAGGCUUUUCCAAAAUUUAAAAGGGGAGUAAAGGCAGUGACUGCCAUGGUGCUGAAAACAUAUAGUGUAGCUAGAAUUUAGAUCAUGGUACCCUGCUUUCACUGAUUGUUUUUUAUGAUCACCCCAUGUAAGGGAUUCUGGAAUCCGGGAAAUUUUUGCUUAUGGAAUCCAGAAUUCAGGCAAUUUUUGUUGCGGAAUCCUAAAUUCUGAGCUUUGAAACCUGAAAUACAAGUCAAACGGUUGGAAUCCAGAAACCAAGUAAUCCACCGAAAAAGGUUCCGGAAUCCGCAGCGUGGAAUCCAGAAUCUAAAACUGUCUUGGAUUCCCUCGUAUGAGGCAAUUAUAGUAUAAUUAAACUUUUGUUCCCAAGAUACACUGUAAGUGAUGGCAAUAUUGCAGAAGAAGCAGCUCCAUGAAGUUUUAAGUAAUAUGUCAAUAAUGUUGUUAUGGUAGUGAUGUAGUGGGACACUUACUAUAAAAUUAAUACAAUGAUUUACCUGGAGUCAAUUGUCUUGUUACAAACGGGUUUCUCGCAUUCAUUUUUUCAUUUUGUUUUUGCUCAAAGAAGGUCUUAGUUUUAACGGGUACAGUGUAAUCAGGAUUAUGAUGACCGCUUGGGGUUAGAUUUGAGACAUGAAAGUUACGAGCCAGCAAUUUGUUGAAACUAGUUAAUUUUGAUAUCAGUUAACUCAGAAAAUAAGUAAGUUUAGUCACCUAGUGUGACUGCAGCCAGUAAUAAUACAUGUAAUAUCUAAUAGCAACCUUUUUUCCUAUAAAAGGCUAGAAUAUUUAGACAGAAAAGGACAAUAGUAUUUUUCAUGACAAGCAUCUACAGCUUUAGUUUCAGUAUUAAUGGUCUCAAUUAUGUAUAAUUUCUGUUUGUUGCAGAAAAAGCUGAAGAGACAACCCUUUUCCAGUCAACCUCUAUUUUGAAGAAGGAUUGUUGUAAGUUCAAAGCUUGUAUAAUUGUGGAGUACAUGUCUUCAGAACAAGGCAAUACAGACCAAGGAGAUGACAAAUCCGAGAAAAGUGCUUUGCAGGAGGCCUCUAGCAUGGAGGAGUCAACAACUUAGCCUGUAAAAACCUCUUUGCGAAGCUGAACAGUAAAGCAAAAUUAAAACAGUCACAUGUAAGCUUGUCAUCACUCAAUGACAAUAGAAAGGACGAAUGGCUUCUCCUCAGAGCAGGAGGCACCAGAUAAUGCUCCUGAAUUUGCUUUGUGAUAAGGAAAUAUAAGUUAAUCCAAGGCUCUUAAAGAAAUUCCAGAUUAUUUAUGACUGGUCAUACUUACAGGUACAUGUACAUGUAGCUCUGCAAAUACAGUAAUCCUUUAAUCACUCUCUGUUUAUGACACUUUUUUUUAGAAAAAGAUAAAUCUGCGUAAACAGUACAAAUCCUGAUGGUGUUGAUUUGUCCUGAGAAUUCUGGUGGCAGGUAGAUCAAAUUGGGUGAUGUGAUAAAUUUUUCAUUAGAAUCCUUUGGCUAUUAUUUGCAAGUAAUGUACCAGUCAGCAGGUUAAAAAGGCCAAUUAAUGUACAAAUGUUUCUUUUAAAUCUGUUUGCUUAACUGCAGGCAUUUGAGUUCUGCUGGCACCACUUCACAGUACAUUUGUACCGAUUACAGCAAUUGCAACUGACCUGCUUGAACAAAAAAACAAAACAAAUUUAGGUACACCCUGCUUUUUGUCAUGAUUUAUUACGGAAUUUUGCAAAGGAUUGCAACAUGACUGAAGAAAAAGAGUAAUGAGAGACAGCAGUGUAGUUAUUUUGCAGGCUAGCCAGAUCAACCUUUUGUACUACAUGUACAUGUAUACUGAGUUUAAAAUAAUUAUUAGCUUCUUUCAUUGGGACCAACUACAGUGACAAUGGUAGUGUUGACAUGCUGUGGAAUACUUAUAGCUGGUCAUUACUUUCAUGACCCUCAAUUUUCUUAGAACGGGGCAAGUACUAGAAGCUCCGGCUGGUACUUCCUCUAAGAGCAUAUCCAAUACUAUGCAGGAACCAUUAGCAACAAAAAUGAAGUUAAAGAAGUCUGAUCUGAAUCUGAAUAGCUAUAUGUACCUAAACUAUUUCUUCCUUUGCUAAAUGCUAUAACCCAGUUGUUAUACCAGCAAAAAUUGUAAAUUGGUAGCAAGAAUUAGGCCUUUCAUUCUAAUAGAGCCUAAAGAAAAAAUGCCACCAGAAUCAAAUUUUGUUUAAUCUGUAAAUAGCAAUAAAUACAAAAAUACUAAUUAUUUAUUAAAAUGGGUGUCUUGAGGGUUCCAUUUAGUUGGAACAGGAUUUUGUCCUUAGAUACAAAAGUUUAAGUAAGAAAUAGUCUUGUCAUAAGUAAAUAUUGGUCCAAGGGUAAAAGGAUUUUUAACCUGUUUCUGAGUUGCAAAAACCUAAACAACUGAAAUAGGUUUGAGGCAACUCUGAAACACCUACAGCUGUAUGUAGAAUAUCUUACACAUAUAGAUGAAGAACACUUUUCUUAUAAUAUUAAUAGUUAGUAAUGAUCUGAUAGAGCAAAGAGUGGAGACAAGUAAACAUCAACGAACUGUAAAAUUGGGAAUUAAUAUGAAGAGCUGUAUGUACAGCUUUAUACUGUAGUUUGUAAUGUCUGUAAUGUGUAAGCCACUUUGGUUUAUGGAAUAAAUCAUUUGAACAUUAAUGGGAGGUCACUGCUAGAAUUUCUUUCAGUAACUUUAAUGUUUGAUUAAUUAUGGCCACUUGUUAAGAACCUGAAGUGAGCCAUAUUAUAAUUAAAAAUAUUUUUAAAAUUUUAUCGCAUUUGCUACAACCCAAGCAAACUCGUUUAAACCUUGGAAUUUACAUUUGCUACUGGAGAAAACAUGCUCAAUUUUAUGGGUUUGAUGACAUUUGCUAACCAAAUUAAAGUCAGAAUUUGAUUAUAUUUGCUACCUGAGCGAAAAAUUGUACAAUACUAACAGUUUGAUCAGAUUUGCUGCCCAAGGAACUUUGUUCAAAACUCGACUUUUGACCACAUUUGCCGCUACAAGCAAAAUCUUGUGUUUGAUCAAAUUUGCACACCCUAGAAAAUUUGUUCAAAGUUUAGGUUUUCUAACAUUUGCUUCGUGAGCAAACAUGUUUAAUACAAAGAUUUUGGUUACAUUUGCCAUGCAAAGCAAUCUGGUUCAAUUAUGAAAAUUUGAUCACCCAUGAUAACCCAAGCAAACAUUGUUCAAAUUAGAUACUUCGCUCACAUUUGCAAAGCUGCGUAAACGUUCUGAAGAUAACAGAUUUACAUGCUUUUACACCUAAAGCAAAAGCUGUGCAAAACAGCAGAUUUGCGCUAUCAUUUGCGUAAUGUGCAAAUAUAGUUCAAAGAAACAUAUUUGCCUACACAUUUGAACCAUCUGCAAAUGACCCUCAAUUCCAUGGCUGCCCAUUAUCUUUGCACCAAGAUGUAAAUGUUGUGCAAAUGUGGCAUUUACCGUCAUUGCUAUGGAUAGCAAAUCUAGUGCAAUAUCAAUCUUUGCUCUUGCGCAAAAUUGUGCAAAUGUGGUAUUUGCUACACAUUUGCUGUAAUUUGGCUACCCUAGUAAAUCCAUUUUUUCGUCCAGUGUUCGUUACAAAUAAGGAUUUGAAAAUGCGGCAAUAAAAACAAUGGACUGUUAUUGGUAAAGAACUUGUUAAAUAUCUGAUGCCAACUGAAAAUAAACUAUGACAUCAUCCUAUCUUAAUGAGAUAUAUGACGUCAUCGGCGUUAAUUUAUGCUAGUCAAAAACUUAAUUAUAUCCACAAAAUAGGCACUAACCGGUCCCUCCCCCACUUCUCGUUUUCAUGUAAAUGUUGCCCGUAGCAAAGGCAAUCCAACAUUUGUCUAGGAGGACUGCUAUUGCCCUCUCUUUGCAUAACAACAAAAAAUCUUUUUCUUCAGCGUGGAUCACGUGUUUCGUUUUGCCCUUGUCGGCGUGCUCAUUAUACUUGAGCGGAGAAACAAAUAAAGCUUAAAAGUCUUAGAAUAGAUGGUAACCCGAGGAAACGAAAACGCGUCGUAAUUUGUAAACAACUUUUCCCUGCCAGAAGCCCCCCUGUCCGCCCUCGCGGCAAGCGAAAAUGUUUCCGCCAAAAAUUAAUGCAUGCGUACUAUGCGUUCGCGUCUUAUGUAAGACACAAAGGUCAUUUAUACGAAGUUUUUCUCGCUUCGCUAAGACGCGUCGUAUCUAAUAACAGGUGUUAAGGGCUGUUCAAAAUUAAGACGCGUCUUAGCUUAGUCGCGUCUUAUUCUAGACGAAAUCAUAAUGUGCCGUUUAUACGAAAAGUUCGCGUCUUAUGUUAGACGCGUCUUAUUUUUCCUCGUAUAAAUGGCCCUAUUAUAUCAUUACUUCUGAAAAUUUGAACACUCUAGAAAAAUUAUUUUAACCAGUUCAGAACUUACAGAAUUUGCAGAACUAAUACUACUCGCGGGUUUUUACUGUGUGAAACCUGAUGGUGAAGUUAAAAUAUUUAAUUGUUUACUUCACACAGUUUAUUCACCUUAAUAAUGAUAAAAAUAAUAGUUUCGAUUGACAAGUUGUCCUUUUUGUCUACCUUUCAUUGAAAAAUAGAGGGAGUCGCAAGGUAAAAAUGGUUUCCGUAAAUUUGAAAAGAAAUUGGAGAAGGAUUCUACUGGACCUAUUAAAGUUGACACGUUAAAGUUCCAGCUGCAAAGGAUCCUUUCAGAAGCAAACAGUGUGUCGGAAGAGCUAAUCAAAUUCAUAAAAGCCCGAAAGCAAAAACUGGCAGAUAUCGUAAAUGACACUUGCAGAAAAGUUAAUGAUGUUAAAGACGAGUGUGAUCUCCAAUUCAAAAACAUGGAAGGUGUCCUAAAGCAGAGUGCAGAGCAACUGGCCAAAAAGGUGCAGGAUGGUGAAUUUGACGCGGAAAUUGCUCGCGAUAUGGAAAAAGAGGGUGUGCGAGAAAGAGCUUUGGAAAAUUAUUGCAAACGCCUCAAUUCUGAGCUUGCCAAAAUUGUGAAAGAUGACAAGCAAUUAAAAGAAAUAUCAUUGGCCAUUAACAACAGCCUAAAAGAAAUUGAAGAAUUGCCUGUCCCAGUUUCAGUUACAGUUGACUACAUCUGGCAAGAAAAAGAUUUCAAGUUGGACAAACAUUUCACUUUUAAUGACGAUAAUUUUCAUUCACGCUUGACCAAACCCAGUUUUUUUUACAAGAUGCUCGGAUAUGGAACAAUGGCUGCCAUUGGUAAGUACAAGUGUUGGGUAGUCAUAUUAUACGUAUCCAAGAGUUGA